CCGGCCUUCGUGCUGGCCACAGAUCUCCUGGUGGAUGUUCCUGGUCAUGGGAAGGUGGUAGUGGACAUUGCAUAUGGUGGCGCAUUUUAUGCAUUUGUUAGUGCUGAAAAGUUAGGACUUGAUGUUUGUUCUGCAAAGACAAGGUACCUUGUGGAUGCAGCAAGUACAGUGACAGAAGCAGUGAAAGCUCAGUUUAAAAUUACUCAUCCUGAUAGUGAAGACCUUGCCUUUCUAUAUGGAACUAUAUUAACAGAUGGAAAAGACACUUACAGUGAGGAGCCAACCACCAACAUCUGUGUGUUUGCAGAUGAGCAGGUUGACCGAAGUCCUACGGGCUCAGGAGUGACAGCCCGAAUUGCCUUACAGUAUCACAAAGGGCUUCUGGAACUGAACCAGACCAGAGCCUUUAAAAGCAGUGCCACUGGCUCAGUCUUCACCGGGAAGGCUGUGAGGGAAGCAAAGUGUGGGGAUUUUAAUGCGGUUAUAGUGGAAGUAUCCGGACAAGCCCAUUACACGGGAACAGCAAGCUUUACAAUAGAAGACGACGACCCACUGAGGGAUGGGUUUCUUCUCAAGUGACUUCUAUGACUUUUAAAGGCUUUCUUUUUAAAGCAAUCGUUAUCUAUCAGUAAUUUUCAUCUGAAUUAUGUGGAAACCUAUAUCCAAAUUGUACAUGUAAGCCAAUUCCCAUUUUUCUAAAAUAGUACACUAUGGCUAAAUAUAAAAUCAUUAUACCUCAGAGAUGCAUAGAUAUAUAGGUAUAGCUCCUGAAAUACAGGUACAUAGUAGAAAACAAUCAGUGAAUCACUACAGUGGGACAAGUCUCAUACUCUACCAGCUACAUGCCAGGUAGAUUUAUAACAUGAUGUCCUGGCUAGUGUGGCUCAGUUGGAUGAGCUUCGUUCCAUGCACCAAAAGGUCGCUGGUUCGAUUCC
Messenger RNA from Myotis brandtii (Brandt's bat), 935 nucleotides. It is a transcript of the gene L3HYPDH, whose product is annotated as L-3-hydroxyproline dehydratase (trans-). Lineage: Eukaryota; Metazoa; Chordata; Mammalia; Chiroptera; Vespertilionidae. The transcript is spliced from 5 exons. Gene Ontology annotation, molecular function: hydro-lyase activity. The record is from RefSeq and is a predicted model, not a curated record. The annotation marks the transcript as partial.